Molecule: messenger RNA, 840 nt
Organism: Miscanthus lutarioriparius
Lineage: Eukaryota; Viridiplantae; Streptophyta; Magnoliopsida; Poales; Poaceae
Source: the annotation of a GenBank genome assembly
AUGUGCAUUCUAAUCUUCAUCGGUAACAAUGGUGAGACAUACUUCAACACUGCUGCACUUGUCUCAUGUGUUCAGAACUUCCCCAAGAGCCGUGGACCAAUUGUGGGUAUCCUCAAAGGAUUCGCUGGAUUAAGUGGUGCAAUUCUAACGCAGAUUUAUGCAAUUGUACACUCUCCUGAUGAUGCUGCACUGAUCUUCAUGGUUGCAAUUGGCCCAACAAUGGUUGUUAUAGCUUUAAUGUUCAUUGUAAGACCUGUUGGAGGCCACAGACAAGUGCGGCCUUCUGAUGGCACAAGUUUCACAUUUGUAUACAGCGUCUGCUUGCUCUUGGCCACUUAUCUUAUAGGUGUCAUGUUAUUGGAAGACCUUGUCGACUUAAGCCAGUCAGUGACUGUCUUGUUGACCAUCAUUCUAAUAAUCUUUUUAUUAGUUCCAAUAGUCAUCCCAGUUCUACUCAGCUUCUUUUUGGAUGAUGGUGAGACUUUCUAUGCACUAUUAUUGCCAUCACCUCGGAAAGAAGAACCAACUGCACCAACAUCUUCUGAGGAGCAACAGGAGGUUAUACUCAGCGAGGUGGAGGAUGAAAAGCCAAAGGACGUUGAUUUACUUCCAGCCUCAGAGAGGCAAAAAAGGAUGGCAGAAUUGCAGACAAGGUUAUUUCAGGCAGCUGCUGUUGGUGCUGUCAGGGUUAAGAGGAGGAAAGGUCCACGGAGAGGAGAGGAUUUCACACUGAUGCAAGCGCUCAUCAAGGCAGAUUUCUGGCUUCUAUUUUUCUCUUCUUGCUUUGGGCUCUGGAUCUGGUCUCACUUUGUGAUUGAUAAUCUUGGGCAAAUGAGCUAG